AUGGGAGUUUGGUGUCGAGUAAAAAAUCUUUUAUUUGGCGUGGCUAUUGGACGAACAGUAAUUGACACGUUUGGUUCUGUGGCCAGAGUUGAUGGAAUUUCUAUGCAACCAACAUUCAAUCCAAAUACCACAGUGGACUUUGUGUUCCUAUCGUAUAUUCCAGUGCGAUUUGAUUCUAUUAAGCGGGGUGAUAUUAUUGUAGCCAUAUCACCUAGAAAUCCAAAAGAAACAAUUAUUAAGCGUGUAAUCGGUGUUGAAGGUGACGUUGUGCUAUCAAAAAAGAAGAAUAAUACUUCAAAGAUACGAAACUUUAUUCCUAGAGGAUAUUAUUGGAUUGAAGGUGAUCACAAAGGCCACUCAUAUGAUUCUACAAGUUUUGGUCCAAUUUCUAAAGGACUUGUUAUUGCUAAGGUUUCAGUUAUAAUCUGGCCUCCUAGUAGAUGGCAAUUACUCCAAUCUCAAGUUCAUAAAUAA
Macrosiphum euphorbiae (potato aphid) is the source of this 474-nucleotide messenger RNA. The record is from the annotation of a GenBank genome assembly. Lineage: Eukaryota; Metazoa; Arthropoda; Insecta; Hemiptera; Aphididae.